CGGGAGGGGCGGCGGCGGCGGUGGCGGCGACGGCGGCGGCGGGGGAGGGGCACGGCGUCAGCGCGUCGCCGGCUGGGCCGCGCCGGUGGCCAGGAGGGAGAGACAAGGAGGAGGAGGAGGAGUUCUUGGGGCUGGAGAUCCAAGGUGAAGGUGUCAGCAGAUUUACUUUAUUCUGAGAUCUCCUUGGCUUGCAGAUGAUCACCUUUCUGCUGGUAUCCCUGCAUUAGCCUGAUUGGAUAUAUGUAAAGAGAAAAAUUAGUACCUCUGGAUCAUCAGGUUGUGCUUGAAGAAGACUAUAGGGAAGAAUCCAUUUUCUUCUUGCCACAAAAGUUGCAAUAGAAAAUCUGCGAAGGCUUGAAAGGGCCCAUGAGUCUUCUCAUCAUUGAGGCGUUCUAUGGAGGGUCCCAUAAACAGCUGGUGGAUCUGCUCCAAGAAGAGUUGGAAGACUGUGUCCUUUAUACCCUGCCUGCAAAGAAAUGGCAUUGGAGAGCACGGACGUCGGCUUUAUACUUCUCCCAGAACGUUCCCGUCAGUGAGCAGUACAGGAUCCUCUUUGCAAGCUCAGUGUUGAACCUGACUGAAUUGGUUGCCCUUCGGCCUGACCUUGGGAAAUUGAAAAAGAUUCUCUACUUCCAUGAGAACCAGUUGGUAUAUCCUGUUAAGAAAUAUCAGGAGAGGGAUUUCCAAUAUGGAUACAACCAAAUUCUCUCAUGCCUGGUGGCUGAUGUGGUGGUGUUCAACUCAGUUUUUAAUAUGGAGUCAUUUCUCACCUCUAUCGGAAAAUUUAUGAAAUUGAUCCCUGAUCACAGACCCAAGGAUCUGGAAAGCAUCAUCAGGCCCAAGUGCCAAGUUCUUUACUUUCCCAUCAGGUUUCCUGAUGUGAACAGAUUCAUGCCCAAGCACAAAACAGCCCAUUUACAGAAGAUCCUCAGCCUUAAAGGAAAUGGUGGCACUACUCCAUCUAUGGCCCUUCCUUUCCAACAGGAGCAGAAAAGUUCUGAGAUUUUAUUGAAGAAUUCUGACUCAGAGUUCAGACCUGGCAAUGUGGCGCCACAAGAAAACCUGGGUAGCUCAUUAACACAAGAGUCAGACUGGAGAAUGUGCAACCUGUCAGAUAAUUCAAGUUCUCACCGUCAGGAAAAUGCACAAAAUGUGACUUUUGAUCCCCGUGACAUUUUGGGAGGAACUGAUGAUCCACAAAGACCACUGCACAUUGUGUGGCCUCACAGGUGGGAACAUGAUAAAGAUCCAGAGAGUUUUUUUAAGGUACUGAUGCACCUUAAGGGUUUAGGACUCAAUUUCCACGUGUCUGUCCUUGGAGAAACCUUCACAGAUGUCCCAGAUGUAUUUUCAGAGUCCAGAAAGGCAUUGGGAUCGUCUGUCAUACACUGGGGCUACUUACCCAGCAAAGAUGACUAUUUCCAAGUACUGUGCAUGGCCGAUGUUGUCAUCUCAACAGCUAAGCAUGAGUUCUUUGGAGUGGCGAUGUUGGAAGCUGUGUAUUGUGGCUGUUACCCACUCUGUCCCAAAGAUUUGGUUUAUCCCGAAAUAUUUCCAGCUGAAUAUCUGUAUUCUACACCUGAACAGCUUUCAAAAAGGCUCCAGAAUUUCUGCAAGAGACCAGAUAUUGUAAGAAAACAUCUUUAUAAGGGUGAAAUGACUCCUUUUUCUUGGGCAGCCCUACAUGGUAAAUUCAGGUCUCUGCUUACAACAGAACCUAGGGAAGAUUUGUGACAGAUGGGGCUAAGUCACAAACUUGCAGCCUAAGGCAGAAUCUGUAGAACUUUCCAGAGUGUGCCCAUAUUUACCUGAUCAGAGAGAAAAGAAAAUCUGCAGAGGAAGCUGAGCCUGGCUGCUUGUCAUAGCUGACACAGAGCCAUCUGCCACAAACCUGUGGCGGCUUCAGAUCUCCCAUCCCUGCCACCACCCCAACUCAAAUUAAAUACAGAUUCCUAGAGACGUUAUGAUGGUUACACAUGUCCUCGGCAUCACAUGGAGGAGACUGUUCAAAAAAAAAUAUGUGGCCUGUUGUAUAACCGCACUCAUGUAUCCCAUAUGUGGUGCCACAUUGAAUUUCCGGUUGAAUCCGUUUUUAUCCUUUGUACUGGAUGACAUGGUGCCUGAAUUCUUUCUUUUUGCCGACACGAUGGCAGCCAAACUGCAGCUUCAAAAGCUCGCGCUUGGCUGUGUUUCUACCUAGGUUGCCAGGUUAUCAUCGGAGCCUUCUUGUGUCCUCAAAGGGCCACAGGGUCUGAACGGGGGAUCAGGAUGCUACCAGACUAAUUGGGCAGCCAUCUCAGAAUUGUCUGUGGGCAAAGGGCUGCUUUAGCACUUUUAUUUUAGCAAAUUAAUGACUCUCUGGCACAGGGGUUUUUAAGUGAAGGUAUUAAUAAGGGGUCUGGCAGGUAGUCCCAUGAUUCACAGAGUUACAUUUGCAUUUAAUUUAUUUUAAAGUUGCGAGAUAAACAGCUGUAAUUUAGACAAACAUGGGAAACGCACUAAGUGGGGCCAUCUUGCCCAUAAAAUGAACACUGAGAUACUUGUUUUAAUUUUUUUUUCCUGGGGUAAAAAAAGAGAAAUCAAAAUACUUCUACUAAAACAGUCAUUUUGGUAGAAAUAUUCCUCAAAAAUAUUUGCAUCCAGCUACAAAUAAAAUCUUUUCAAGAUAAAUCACUUAUGAUUCCAAUAGCCAAGCUGCUGUAUUUGUUGAUAUAAAGAUGUUUUGAACGGCUAGAUUGUAAAAUAAAUUUUUAAUAAAGUGCCUACUGCAAUUUUUAAUUAGCAUAUCUCAUUUAUGUGUAAAGAGUGUACAUCUAUCUGUAUGUUUCUCGCUGAACACUUUCCUUGUGUCAGAGACAACGAAUACAAUUGUUUCUUUUCCGGAUGUACAGGGAUCUGUUUUGCAAAUGUUUGUAAGAUAUUAUGACAUUUCCAAGAUUUUCUUUGCAUUCUGGAAAGCAGGAGGUAAACAUUUGUAGUCAUUAAGGUAAAGUCUGUUGAUAAACCAUCUUCUGUUUACUGACAGGUAAAUUGUAACUUUCCUAGCUUUAGAAAAGAGUAACUUUUAUACACUGCAGAGUGAGGAACAGCCAGGGAGCAGAGGGUAGACAAGCGCCACGUGUGGCCUUCUGGCUUCUAGAACGAUUGAGUGGUCUAGCAGGCAUCCGAGACAGAGCAGGCGAUGAUUCAGAAGUCUGGUAGGUCCCAUUUGACAGGUAGCAAAAUAGUCAGCAGGAAAGAGAUCAAGGUCCGGGAGCCAGAUAGAGCCCUCAGGAUAGCGUCAGUCUUACAGAUCAAAGAAGGCAGGAGGAAUUCAGAAUCCAUCAGGCCUGGGAACGGAAAAGCAGGAAGAGUGAGAAGCAGAAACAGCAAGCCCUGUCUUUGCAGAUAGUCCUCUCCCUGACCUGUGUGAGAUCUUUAACACAUGGUGGGACAUCACAGCACUGGCUUCAGGUCCUAUCCAUUGUGGGGAAGUCACUGAACAAAUUACCUCCUCACCCCAAAAAAUUAUUUUUUUGGGUUCUGGGAUUAUUUCAGUCUGAGACUGGGGAACUCAGAAUCUAUCAGGUGUGCUCCUUUUGAGUGUAAAAGUUAAGGUAUAAAUAUGCCUAAGAGGUUCUUAGACCCUUUGGGCAGGGUUUAUCAUCUAAUAAGAUGAACUAGACCAGUAAAUUUGCUUCAGUCAGAAGGAUGCCAUGUCACAGUGAUGUCUUAUCAAAAUAAUUAAGUAUAAUCUCACAGCCAAGAAACAAUGGUUUAGUUUACUGUGUUUUACUGUCAUGAAAAGAAUGGGUUCCCCUUUUAUAGUAGACAUAGUUGAAAGUUACCUGUGUCUGGAGGGUUUUUCUCCCCUGUACCCAUAAAUACAAAUCAGCUUUUGUCUUUAGCUGUAACCCAGGAUCCCUUCUAGAAUAAAAAUUUACAUUAAAGUUAUCAUUUCUUAAAACAAUGCUGUCAGACUUGGUAUUAGUGCAUAUAAACAAUAAAAAGUUUUGUAAACGUGUAAUUCUUAACAUUUGAAAA
Molecule: messenger RNA, 4023 nt
Organism: Mustela lutreola (European mink)
Lineage: Eukaryota; Metazoa; Chordata; Mammalia; Carnivora; Mustelidae
Gene: QTMAN
Product: glycosyltransferase like domain containing 1
Exons: 13
Coding region: 367-1734 (455 amino acids)
Molecular function (GO): glycosyltransferase activity
Source: RefSeq, a predicted model, not a curated record